This is a messenger RNA of Ichthyophthirius multifiliis, 1213 nucleotides long. RefSeq lists its product as hypothetical. The record is from RefSeq and is a predicted model, not a curated record. NCBI's taxonomy places the organism in Eukaryota, Ciliophora, Oligohymenophorea, Hymenostomatida. The transcript is spliced from 6 exons.
AAAAAAUAAAAAUAAAAACAAAAACAAAAAAACUAAACACAAAACAAAACUAAAAAGAAAUGAACACAAAAUUAUUAUCUUCAAUAUUAUUAUUAGCUUUAAUUACCUAAUCUGUAGUCGCAAUAACUUCUUUACCUAAUCAAUCAAAAUUAAACAAGGAAAAAUCUUCAUAAGUUCUUUAAAAAUCCUCCCUUGGACGUGCUUUAAUAAAUAUGAUAGCAUUAGGAACUUCUGUAAAAUAUGAAUAUUCUGAUUUAUUCAAUGCAUUAGAAGAACUCAGAAGUGCUUUAGUAGAAGCUAAAGAAUUAGAAGAUGAAAGUUUUAUAAAAGACGAAACUGAUUAUCUUUUAAAUAUUUAAAACUUCGAAAGCUUAAUUAAUACAUUGAAAAAUUAAAUUAAAAAUACUUAAGAAUAAUUAGAAUAAUUAAAUUAAGAAUUAGAUACUGAAUAUUCUAAUCUUUAGGAAUAAUAAAACUUACUUAAAUCCACAAAAGAAGCAAUUGAUUUACUUUCAUAAUAAUUAAAUGCUUUAAACGAAAAAUUCUUAAAGGAAAAUAAUGAUUUUUCUGAUGCUAUUGAUGCUCUUUCUGCCGCUUUAAUAAAAUUAGAAUAGGCUUAAUAACAUUAUGAAAAUGCUUAAUUAGAAAGCUUUGCUUAAGUAAGUUCAUAAUUUACUGCUUUUGCUUAAAAAUUAACUAAAUCAGUGGCUGGAUUAAGAAAAGAUCACCUUUUGAUGGUAAAACCUGCUAUUUUAGUUAUGUCUUAAUUAAAUGCUUAAAGUGAAUAAAGUUCAAUUUAAAGAGCUAUAAAUGCAGUUAGAGAGAUCAGAGAUUAUUUAGUUAAUCAAUAAGUUUAACUAAGAUCUAAUUUUGAAAGAUAAUAAGAAGAAUUAGAAAAUUAAAAAAAAGCUAAAUAAGAAAUUGCAGAAAGUCUUUAAAAUACAGUUAUUCCUGGAACUUAAAAUAGAAUAAAAGGACUUGAAGCUAAUAUUGUUGUUGUUAAUGAAUUACUUGAUAGUUUAAAUUAAGAUUUAAGUACUAAUGAAUAGAAUUUAGAAAACGAAAAAAAAAAAUUAUCAGCUAGAGUUGAUAGACAUAAAGAACUUAUUUCUAAAUACAAUGAAGAAAUUUAAAUUGUAUUAUAAGCUAUUAGAGUUUUAAGAGAUGCAUAUGAUGCAAAUAAAAGCAAUUGAAUUAUUUUGAUUUAUAAAAA